UUCCUUCUCUCCAACUCCAUUUCGGCCGUCAGCGAGCCUUUAGGCCCUGGGAUCCCAGAUUUCCCCACCGCCGACCUCCAGUCUCCGCUGGUCAGGCAACUGCCGAUGUCACCCUUUCUUGGCACUCACACCCUUGGCCCAUCACCAGCUGCCGCCUUCAUGACCGCCGCCGAGACUAGACAUCCGUCGGUCUCGCAGCAUCAGGUACAACAGGCCCAACAACUCCUCGACGCUAUGAAUGUCAUGGCUACGCUAAAUCGUCUACAGCAUCAGCAUCAACAACACCAAAAUCACCAACAACAGUUCUGCCCGGGUUUUCCAUCAAAUGACGGUCUGCAGAUGCCGACAGCUGAUCAAGGCCGCCUUGAUCGGCAUAAGCGACGCUCAAUGGCCGGAGGUGAGGCGUUCGCAACUGCAGGCCUAGCAACGGUAGUCACGGAGGCUGCAAGAACGACAGGCAACGGGACAACUCCGAAUGGAGGGAUUGGUAGAGGAGGGGCUUUGGCGACCGGCAAGGCUCGCCGACAUCCCGAGGUCAGGUAA
Molecule: messenger RNA, 543 nt
Organism: Protopolystoma xenopodis
Lineage: Eukaryota; Metazoa; Platyhelminthes; Monogenea; Polystomatidea; Polystomatidae
Source: the annotation of a GenBank genome assembly